UGGAGAAAGCCCACUCAUCUCACUUACCGACUUAGACAAGAUCUCAGAGGCAGAUACGCCGCCGUAGCCCUGAAAAAUGCAAUACCACUAUGUGGGAAAUCUCAUGGGAUUAACGUCUAUAACCUGUUUAUCAUAAACUUUGUCCCAUAGGUAUGAAUAAUGAAUCUCUUUGCUUUCUCUCCUUCUUUUUGUGUUUUCAUCAAGAAGGCGAGAGCAGAAAUGUAAUGUUUCUCACACCGCUCUGCCCCUCCACGCGCCACAGUCUGCCUGCCUCUUAACAUGUGGCUGGUGCUCUCACCGCCUCCUCCAGUCACUUCAGCAGCGACGUGCGGCGCUGUGAUACACGCAUCGCAUGACUCCCUCUCCCCCCUCAGCCCAGGCUCUGCUCUUCAGGCUGCAAUUAGGAGAGGAGAGGGACUAUAACAGGAAACGUGACCAGGGGAACUGGGCUGAUCUCUGUGGCCACUGUGCUGGCCUGGAAGUUCUUAGUCCUCUGAGAAGAGAAUCUGACAGGUCCACAGCCAACAGCUAACAUUACUAAUGCUCUUUCACCCAGGAUCUACCUGUGACUUAUACCUGCCUUAUACGCAUUGGACGAGCUAAAAAGCAGGAGUUCAGAAAAUAAUUCAUCUCUGAUGAUGAGACAGUCUGCAUGGAGGCAGAUGACGGCACCAGAGCUGUGGAUGGGUCUCUUUGCCUUGGCUCUGACCCUCAGUCUAACCAUGGCUGAACAUAUGGACCAGAGGCCAGCACUCCAAACCAGCCCAGUUCUCCACAGGCACAAGAGAGAGUGGUUGUGGAACAACCUUUACGUGGAGGAGGAAAGGCCAAUCGACAAACAAUACUAUAUUGGAAAGUUAAAGUCAACUAAGUCUGGUGACAGGACACACUAUGUCAUUGAAGGAGAAGGUGCCAACACAAUCUUCAAAGUGGAUGAAAAAGGAGACAUCUUUGUCACUGAACGAUUGGAUCGAGAGGUGAAAAGCAAAUACAAUCUAACGGCAAAGCUGCUUGAUACCAGCAACAAGUUGGUGGAGAAAGAGGAAAAGUUUGUGAUCCUGGUUACUGACAUCAAUGACAACGAUCCAGUGUUUACUAAAUCGUUCAAUGCUUCUAUCAAAGAGAGAUCCAGAAGAGGAACUAAAGUGAUAGAAGUCACUGCCACUGAUGCAGAUGAUCCAACGACUGCAAAUGGAGAACUUGUUUACAAAUUAUUAGAGGGGGGAGAUUUCUUCAAUAUAGAAAGCACAACAGGGAUUAUCACUACCAAGUAUGAGAACCUGGACCGUGAGACCCAGAGUAGCUAUGUGGUUGUGGUUCAAGCCCAGGAUCUGAGAGGAAUUAAACAAGGGGGCACCGCCACCACCUCUGUCAGCAUCGCAGUCAGCGACAUCAAUGAUAACAUAGCCACAUUUACCAAAAGUUCCUAUGUAUUUAGUGUGAAAGAGGACAUGAAGCGGGGACAGAGAAUAGACACCAUGGUCCUGGAGGACAGAGAUGAGAUCCAGAAUAAAGACCCCAUCUUCACCAUAGCACCUUCAUCUGACAUUUUUGAAAUGGAGCGCAGUCAGAUCAAAGACGGCAACCUCAUGCUGAAACAGGGACUGGAUUAUGAAACCAAGAGCAGCUACACGUUCUUUGUGCAUGUGAGGGAGAACCACUUGCAGUCCCCUGCGGAUAAUAAGGACAAUCCAUUGAUCAAGGCCCAGGUGACCAUCCAGGUGCUAGAUGUUGAUGAGCAGCCAGAAUUCAGCAAGAGCAUCUACAACUUUAAUGUCAUAGAGGAAAUGAUGGUCAAUAAUAUUGGAGUCGUUUCAGCCAGAGAUCCUGAUCAAGCCAACAAGGCCAUACGGUAUUCCAUUGAGGACAAGGACAGUCCCAUUGGUAUCAACCCCAUAACUGGACAACUUUUCACAGUGAGGAAGCUGGAUCGGGAGCUUGUAGCCAAUCACAUGUUCCAGGUUAAAGCUAAGGAGGAACCAAAUGGACUGGAAUCUUUUGUGAACGUCAACAUACUGGUCAUUGAUAUCAAUGACAACAAACCAGAGCUGUCCAUUGAAGAGAUAUUCGUUUGUGAAAAUGAUAUGGCUGGCACGGUGAUUGGGACCCUAAGUGCCACAGACAAAGAUGAUAAUUUGCCCGCAUUCAGCUUCACGUUGGGGAAGCCGAACGCCAACUUUUCAGUCAUCGAUAACAACGACAACACGUCUAACAUAGUGCUGAAACAUGGAGGCUUCAGCCUGGAGGACUCCAGGGAUUAUGUAAUAGAAAUUGGGAUCAGCGAUGGAGGCAGGCCUCCCAUGAGCAGCAUCACCUCUCUGCCUAUCAAAGUGUGCAGGUGUGACAACAAGAGGAUCCACACCCAGUGCAAAGCAGCCCAACUCAAAAUGGGUGUCAGUGUCCACGCCCUUAUUGUUAUACUGGUGUGCAUCCUGACUAUUCUGGUCAUAGUGAUCCUGAUCGCUAUGAGAAAACGUCACCAGAAGGAUGCCCUGGUCACUCUGGGUAAGAGUGAGAUCCACGAGCAGCUAGUGACGUACGACGAGGAAGGCGGUGGGGAGAUGGACACCAACGGCUACGACGUGUCCAUCCUGAUCUCAGCUCAGAAUGACGGCAGCAUGAGCAUGAGGCAGGGCCCCAGCCUUUACGCCAUGGUGAAGAAACCACCAACCGCGUGCAAGGGAGACAUGGCCGUGAUGAUCGAGGUGAAGAAAGACGAGGCUGACCAUGACAGGGAUGAGAUCCCCUACGAUACCCUGCACAUCUAUGGCUACGAGGGGCCAGAGUCCCUGGCUGGUAGCCUCAGUUCCCUGGAUAGUUCCUCCACGGGCUCUAACCUUGACUAUGACUUCUUAAACGACUGGGGCCCUCGCUUCAGAACCCUGGCUGAGCUCUACGGGGUGGAUGGGUCUGAGGGAAGUGACUCCCCGUAUUGAGCACACUGAGCCUAAAGACCAGCAGGCAGGACGUCUCUCAGCUCUCUCAGCUCUUCCUUUGACUAAAAGCACAUCGGGAUUAACUUCUUCCACUAAUCCGUCCAAUCAUAGCACACUAUGAUAGGGUUCACUCAAGCGUGUGCCAAUUUUAAGUAAUUCUCUCUUCUUCUCGUUCUUUUUCCUCUUCUUCUACCUCCUGUUCCUCCUACUCUUACUUCUCCUUUCCCACUCUUUUCCCUUGUUAUUAUUAUUAUUCUAUUAUUAUUUUAACGAAAUAGUGCUUUUAUUUCCUUUUCUUUCAUUUAUUCGUUUCUGUCACGUGAAUAUGACGACAAAGGGAAAUAGAUUUGGUGUAAAGAAAACUGUUAACAUUCCACAACUGUGCUUCAUUUAUUUGUUUUACAUUUAUUUGAGGUUUCAGAGGAGAUUAAGAAAUGUGUUCGAUUUUUUGUUAGAUUUUUUGUCCGAUUACUCACACAGAAAUCUGUAUACCUUAAUUUUGAUUGAUUGUGUUUUUUUAUGGUUGACUAAACCAACUGUAGCUAUGUAGAGAGGGUGGGUCAUUCAGUGAGUCACAGUGGCAGUUGUCUUUCAGACAGAAUUACACUUCUCACCAAGAGCUACUAUUGURCAGGGAGCCCGGCAGGAAACAAUGAUAACAGAAGCUCUGAAAUAAUUKAAGUCUAUUCCCAGUUUAUUUGACAGGACUCAUCAACACAUCAAUUGUUGUGGAUAAAGCCCAAGUCUCUGAGGUCCACUGUAACAAAAGUAUUACAACCAACUCAGGAAAUGUGAAGUAGCUCAAUAGUCCUUUGGAUGACCACAAAGUUAUCUGAAUAACUUUAACCUUUCAUCCUAGAGCUACUGCUUCAACAUCCCGCUUCAAUAUUCUUCUUCAACAUACUGCUUCAACAUACUGCUUCAACAUAUUGCUUCAACAUACUGAUUCAAUAUUCUUCUUCAACAUACUGCUUUCAAACAAUAUGCUUUAACAUACUGCUUCAAUAUUCUUCUUCAACAGAAUGCUUCAACAUAUUGCUUCAACAUACUGCUUCAACAUACUGCUUCAACAUAUUGCUUCAACAUACUGCUUCAACAUACUGCUUCAAUAUUCUUCUUCAACAUACUGCUUCAACAUACUGCUUCAAUAUGCUUCAAUAUUUCUACUUCAUCAUACAGCAUGUGCUUCUGCUCCAUUUGCUGAAACAGCUUAAAAUAAUGAGGGCAAUCUACACAAGAUCAAGUUUAUCAUUAUCGCUAUUGUCCUUCUUGACUGAAGACAUAGCAAAAAGAGAGCAAAGGUUUACCCCUGUUUUCAUUAUAUUCCAUUUGCUUUCGAAUGUGGACUGUUUGUUGUAUACUGAAGCUUUGCCUGCAUGGGACCACUUCUCAUAAACCAUGGAUACAAUAUGUGGAAGCCAUCUUACCACUUCCCUGUCUGGAUCAUAUACACGGAGAGCUGGACCCCCAUCCUUUUUCAAACACCAGAGUCCGCCCCUACACAUUACCCAAACAAAACACUGGAAUCAGCUUCCUGCACAUAUGUGUGUGAGGAAGCCCUCUUCCUGUCCUGUUAUCUUUUAAAGUAAACCAACACAUUGCAGCCCGUUUUCCUGUUUUCCUGCCUGGGAAAAACCUUUGGAGAGGGCAAAAUAGAUAGAGAACAAUGUAAGAGCCAUGAUGGCUUUAACAACAAUCAACAUUUCAUUUCUGUGUUGACCAUCUACCAAAGAUCAGUAUGGUGAAACCUCGGCAUACAAUAGAUGCCACUGGUAAACUGUGCUGUAAUGUUAUGUCUCUAGUACUCCAUUUCUAUAUAACAUACCUGAUCUACUUCGUUCCAUGCUAUUAAUGAUCAUUGUCUGCGCACAACUCUAUUCUAUUUCACAAGCWCUUACUGUUAGUGGUGCUUUUCUGUAAACCUUACGGCAAUAAGUAACUUGGCAAUACGGGAUCCAUGUUAUCGAGAUUGUGAGUACUGGAAAUAUAGUUGUCUACACUGUAUAUAGAAAUGUGCCUGAAUAUUGAUAUUGGCCUCACUUCCUUUUGCGUUUAAAAAAAAUUAUUUUACUUGACACUGGUCUUUGUCUGCUGAGUGUAAGRGUAAAAUAUGUUGUUGUUUUUUACACUUGUAGUGUAAUUUAUAUGUAAUUGUGCAUUGAUUGAUGCUAUAUGUAUGUGUGAGUCUACCUGUGUAAAUACACUUCAGUGGGUGUCAUUCAAAUGCAUUCCUUUUGUAUGCAGCUAGGUCAUUCUGUAGGAGAGCAAUAUGUGCCUUGGUUUAUGAUCAUUCUCUCGAUGGUGAACACAAUCUUUUCUAUGGUUUGUAUCGUGUAAAACAACAACUUUUUAUUUAGUACCAAUUUUGUAUGUGUAAAAUAAACGUAGCACUCAAA
Messenger RNA from Salvelinus sp. IW2-2015, 5332 nucleotides. RefSeq names its product cadherin-5. Gene Ontology annotation, molecular function: calcium ion binding; cadherin binding. Gene Ontology annotation, cellular component: bicellular tight junction; adherens junction; catenin complex. The record is from RefSeq and is a predicted model, not a curated record. Gene Ontology annotation, biological process: cell-cell adhesion mediated by cadherin; regulation of establishment of cell polarity; cell morphogenesis. NCBI's taxonomy places the organism in Eukaryota, Metazoa, Chordata, Actinopteri, Salmoniformes, Salmonidae.